AAAUUUGCAGUUCUGCGGAUUGUCUACUGAAACACACCACAGGAAAGAGCCACUAUGAAGGUCUUCGUAGCAAUCACCCUCUUGUCGUUUGUCGCCUUUGCUUAUGCUGGCACGAAAGUGGACCUUCAGCUUGGCCCCUCGAGCUCAGGGUCAUUUGGAGUCCGCGCCACCGGAGGCCCAAGCGCAGGAGUUGGAGGUUUGGCUGGUGGUUCAUUUGGAUCCGGUGGAGCACUAGGAGGCUUGCCUGGGGGAGCCGUUGGCGUCUUGCCCAGUGGCGCUACCUCUGUUGCUGUCCGCCCUGGAUCUGUGGGACGUGGCGCUGGACUCUCCGGUGUCCGACCUGGCGUAGCUGGAUUCGUCCUUCCUGGUGGCGCCUUCCCUGGCGCAUGGUUCCCUGGUGCCUAUGUACCGGCGUACGGUCCAGCAUAUUACGGUUUUGGUGGCCUCGGUGACUACUACGGCUUGGGCUUAGCUGGCGUGCCUCUUUUUGGCGGAUAUGGAUACGGUCCUUACGGAGGAGUGUUCGGAAAUGCCGGAUACUGGGGUGGCUUUGCUCCUGUAUUUUCCGGAGGCUUUGCAGCUGGUGCCCUUCCGGGUGCUGCUGGGGCUGGGGCUUCAUCUGUUCGGGGUUCGUCCAGCAGUGGAAGUGCAAGCGCAAGCCUUGGUGCAGUAGGCCGUGGGGGAGCAAGCGUAGUAUCCGGUGUGAGCGGUGCUGGCCCACAAUUGCCCAAGCUUAAAUGAUGUCGCCAUCUUCAGGCCUACGACAGCAGAAAAGUGCAAACCUGUACUACGCCGGACAAUUGAAGAAUCUAACAAAAGCUUCAGUGCAAUGAAAACCGUUGAUCAGACUACAUUUCAAUUAGUAGAAAUCAAAUAAAACGUGUUUCGGAGGAUAUAAA
Messenger RNA from Rhipicephalus microplus (southern cattle tick), 899 nucleotides. RefSeq lists its product as uncharacterized. The record is from RefSeq and is a predicted model, not a curated record. NCBI's taxonomy places the organism in Eukaryota, Metazoa, Arthropoda, Arachnida, Ixodida, Ixodidae.